GGGGGACAACAAACUAAACACAAAGAGCAGUUCUAAAGAAAUUAGUUUGUCCGUCUAGACGAUUUGAAAGUGCACGGCUCCCAGCGGCUUCCUAAUAUCGGAAUGAAGAGCGCGCGAUGCGGUGACCGUCUUGUUUUGAUGGUUAGGCCUCUGCUGCUGUUGCGAGGAUGACCCGGAGUCCGCGCGGUCGAUGGUUUAUGCUGCUUUUGACGAGAUCAGCAGUUUGACCGCAACGCUUCACGUUGGCCAGUGCGAGUUGGUCAAGGUGGGGGGGGGGGGUCUACGGGCUGUCAAGAUAUCAGCCGCCACUUCACCCCCCGCAACUCUGCACGAGUAAUGAAGUGGUUCUAGAGAAGAUUGUACCUGGACAAUUUGCUCAAACCCAGCUGGGGUUUGUUUGGCAGCGGAGGUGCUCGCCCUGAAUGUGUCGAGCGGCAUUAUCUUUCAUUCGGCUGUGCGGGUGACGCUGUGGGAAGCUGCCUGAUCUCUCCGUCAGUUUGAAACGGCAUUGUCUUUCAUUCGGCUGUGCGGGUGACGCUGUGUGGAAGUUGUCUGAUCUCUCCGUCAGUUUGAAGCGGCAUUGUCUUUCAUUCGGCUGUGCGGGUGACGCUGUGUGGAAGCUGCCUGAUCUCUCCGUCAGUUUGAAGCGGCAUUGUCUUUCAUUCGGCUGUGCGGGUGACGCUGUGUGGAAGCUGCCUGAUCUCUCCGUGCCUUCUUUACGCUUGCGAAACGCGGACCCCCUCCCCCCUUUUACAGAAGCACACUGCGCCGACUUGAAACUUUCCGGCUUGCCCGUGAUUGAUCCAUCCCUGGGUUCAACCAGACUGGAUUAGCAUAAGUGAUUUCGGGAGGGCGGCUAAUCAGCUGCACAGCACGGAGGCAAUGAACCAACAAACAGUCGAACGAUAGCGAGCGGACGACCAAGUGAAACGGACGCGCUGACAAUCUCCACGGGGCGAGCAAACGGGAUAACGAGCAAAGCCGACGGAGGGGGCAGUCAAACGGGCGGAUGCACGGACGCGCCGGCGAGCGACACGAACGAGCGGACGGAGGAACGCGCGCGCGCGAGAGGAGAGGGCGAACGAACGUUCAGGCGACGCGGGAACAAGCGGGCCACUGAUCCGCGUGUCGGUUCGCUCGCUCGCAAACGAACGGGCGGUAGAACGCGAGGCACCGACGAGUCGCUGCAGGCUAAUCGUCGGAUCUGGUUCGAGCGACGGAACAGUCGGACAACGGGCGAACGGGCGGGCGAACAAGUGACCAAACGGGCCGAUCAAACCGGCGGCGACAGUGGAAAGCGGGCGGUCGACCGAACGGAGGGACGGGCCGGCGACAGCGCGGGCGGGCGAAGGAGGAAGGCGAGGGAGGCUGACGCGAUGGCACUCCCGGUGAUGAUGGUGGUGGCAUGAUCUCCGCCGCGUCAGUCUCCGCCGGCACGUGCAGCCUCUCCACCACUGCGGUGUCUCUCCUCGCGCCCGCAGGCAUGAUGUGCGAGGUGAUGCCCACGAUCUCCGAGGACCCCGCGCCCUCCUCACUGACGACGACGACCUCAUCGUCGUCGUCGUCGUCCUCCCCUUCGGCCGCGACGACGGCGGCGGGGGCGACGGCGGGAGGGCCGGCGCCGUCCUCGUCAGCGGGGUCGUCGUCGGGGCCCCUCGCCGCGGGGGUCGUGGCCGGGUCGGCGACGGGCCCCCCCGGGGCGCCCGUGCCGGCACCCCGGAGGGGCUCGCAGAACGGCUGGGAGGACGCGAGCCUGGAGCGGCUCAUGAGCAGCAUGCUGCAGGAGCGCGACCGCCUGCUCGAGACGCUCAGGGGCGCGCAGGAGGGGUUGUCCCAGGCCCAGCUGCGGCUGCAGGAGGUGACGCACCAGCGAGACUCGCUGCACCGCCAGCUCAACGCCGCCCUGCCACAGGAGGUGGCGGCUCUCACCAAGGAGUUGAAUUUGUGCCGCGAAACUCUGCUGGAAAAGGACGAGGAGAUAUCGGAGCUCAAGGCCGAGCGCAACAACACUCGGCUGCUGCUGGAGCACCUGGAGUGCCUGGUGUCGCGGCACGAGCGCUCGCUGCGCAUGACGGUGGUGAAGCGGCAGGCGCAGUCGCCCGCCGGCGUCUCCAGCGAGGUGGAGGUCCUCAAGGCCCUCAAGUCGCUCUUCGAGCACCACAAGGCGUUGGACGAGAAGGUGCGCGAGCGUCUGCGCGUGGCGCUGGAGAGGGUGGCGGCCCUGGAGGCGGAGCUGACGGCGGCCAAUCAGGAGAUCUUGCUGUGGCGGGAGCACAGCGGGCGGAGCCUCCCUCGGGUUGGCGGCGGGGAUGGAGCGGAGUCGGAUGCCAGCGGCCAAUCAGACGGCUCGCAGGCGGCGCCGCUGGUGUCGGCCGGCCUGGCGGAGGGGGCGGCCGCCCGCCUGCGGGAGCUGCAGGAGGCCGUGGAGCGCCAGGGGUCGGAGGCGGCGCAGCUUCGCGAGCGCCUGCUGGGGCUGUCGCGCCGCGCCGCCGAGCUGGAGGGCGAGCUGGAGGCGUCGCGCCGGGAGCUGGCACGCGCCGAGGACAGCAACGCCCGGCACCAGCGCGACAUCCGCGAGGUGAUGGCACAGAAGGAGGACAUGGAGGAGAGAAUCACGACCCUGGAGAAGCGCUACCUGGCCGCUCAGCGCGAGGCCACGUCGCUGCACGACCUCAACGACAAGCUGGAGACGGAGCUCGCCAACAAGGAGGCCCUGCACAGACAGAGCGAGGAGCGCGGGCGGCAGCUGCAGGAGCGGCUGGAGACGGCGGAGCAGAGGCUGCAACAGACGCUGCGCAAGGCCGAGACGCUCCCUGAAGUCGAGGCGGAGUUGGCUCAGCGCGUCGCGGCCCUCACCAAGGCGGAGGAGAGACACGGGAACAUCGAGGAGAGGAUGCGGCAGCUGGAGGGGCAGCUGGAGGAGAAGAACCAGGAGCUCCAGCGGGCUCGCCAGCGGGAGAAGAUGAACGAGGAGCACAACAAGCGCCUGUCGGACACCGUGGACAAGCUCCUGUCCGAGUCGAACGAGCGCCUGCAGCUGCACCUCAAGGAGAGGAUGACGGCCCUGGAGGAGAAGAAUGCGCUGACGCAGGAGCUGGACAAUGUGCGAAAACACCUCGAGGAGAUGCAGCAGGACAAGGAGCGUCUGAUGGAGGAGAUGGAAAUUCUGCGCUCGGAGGUGGAGCAGUGGCGGCACAAACCUUCGGGGUUCACGGAGACCUUGAUGCCCAGGUCCCACCGGAGCAACGCGGUGGACGCGUCUCGCUUCUCGCGCGGGUCGCUCACCCUCGACCCCGUCGAUCAUUACUCGACGCUGCGCCGUGCCAAGAAGGGACGACUCCCACCCCUCCGGGACGAUCCCAGCAAGGUGCUCACCGAGCAGGGCUGGGACCUGGGCGGUGGAAUCGGCGGGAUGGGAGGAGGAGGAGGCGGUGGAACGAUGGGAGGAGGUGGAGGAGGAACGCCAUCGCUCCUGGGCGGCUCCACUCGCUCGCUGGACCCCGACGGGAGCCUCAGCGAUCAGGACAACGGAGAGGCGGGGCGGGAUGGCCGACCCCGCGACCUCUGCCCCUCCGACUCGCUGCUGCUGUCUCCCGGCGCAGGUGGCGGCGGCGGCGCGGGGGCCGGAGGCUCGGACGCCCAGACGCUGGCGCUGAUGCUGCAGGAGCAGCUUGACGCCAUCAACCACGAGAUCAGGCUCAUCCAGGAGGAGAAGGAGUCGACGGAGCUGCGCACGGAGGAGCUGGAGUCUCGCGUGAGCUCGGCGAGCCUGGAGUCGCUGGCGUUCUCGCGCCUGCGCUCCGCCUCCUCCAUCCCCGGCUCGCUGGGCGGCGGCGGCGGCGGCGGCGGCGGCACCACCGCCACCGCCUCCUCCUCCUCGUCGCUGCCCCCCAGCCCCUCGCCCCCCGUGAGCGGCCGCUCCACGCCCAAGGCGGCGCCGCCGCGGCGCCCCGCAAGAGACCUCGACCGCAUGGGGGGGGUCAUGACGUUGCCGAGCGACCUGAGGAAAUACCGCCGGAGGACGAUGGGCGGCGAGGAGGAGCGGGAGGACAAGGCGACCAUUAAGUGCGAGACGUCCCCGCCGCCGUCGCCGCGCGGGAAGUUCCACAAGCUGGCGCACGGCAUCAAGGCGGUGAGCACGGAGGACAUGCGCAGCGCUUGCAUGGAGGGGGGUGCGGGCAGCUCGGACACUCUACGCAAGGCGCAGAAGAAGCGGGGCCUCAAGUUCGGGCUCCUGUUCCGCAGGAAGAGUCGCAUCGGCCAAACGGGCAAGGAGGCCGGCCUCUCGUCGCAAGGAAGUUCAUCGGACUCCGAGGUCACCACCCCGGACGUCAUGGGGCUGGGGCGGAUGGGGGCACAGGCGGAGAGAGACCGAAGACUCCGCAAAAAGCACGAGCUUCUGGAGGAGGCUCGCAGGCACGGCCUGCCCUUUGCCCUCUGGGACGGCCCAACUGUCGUGGCCUGGCUUGAGCUGUGGGUGGGCAUGCCGGCGUGGUACGUGGCCGCGUGCCGCGCCAACGUCAAGAGCGGCGCCAUCAUGUCGGCGCUGUCGGACACCGAGAUCCAGCGCGAGAUCGGCAUCUCGAACCCGCUGCACCGGCUCAAGCUGCGCCUCGCCAUCCAGGAGAUGGUGUCGCUCACCAGCCCCUCGGCGCCACCCACCUCGCGCACGCCCACGGGGAACGUGUGGCUGACCCACGAGGAGAUCGAGAACCUGGCGGCCGCCCAGAAAACGGAGGAGGAAGAGUUGGCCUGGGCCCAGACCCUGGGCUACGGAGACAUGAACCACGAGUGGAUCGGCAACGAGUGGCUGCCCAGCCUGGGCCUCCCGCAGUACCGCAGCUACUUCAUGGAGUGCCUGGUGGACGCGCGCAUGCUAGACCACCUCACCAAGAAGGACCUGCGGGUCAACUUGAAGAUGGUCGACAGCUUCCACAGGAUGAGUUUACAGUUCGGGAUCAUGUGUCUCAAGCGACUCAACUACGACCGCAAAGAACUGGAGAGGAGGAGAGAUGAAAGCCAGCACGAGCUGAAAGACGUGCUGGUGUGGAGCAACGAGCGCGUGACGGCGUGGGUGGCCUCCGUGGGCCUGCGGGAGUUCGCCACGGGGCUGCAGGAGAGCGGCGUCCACGGCGCCGUCAUCGCCCUCGACGAGAUGUUCGACCACGCGAGCCUCGCGCUGGCGCUGCAGAUCCCCACGCAGAACACGCAGGCCAGACAAGUCCUGGAGAGGGAGUUCAACAACCUCCUCGCGCUGGGAACGGAGAGGAGAUUGGACGAGCACGCCCCGUCGUGGCGCAAGCGCUUCCGGCCAAAGGACGCGCACGCGCUCUCGCUGCUCGCCGGCUCCUCGGAGACGCUGCCGCCCGGCUUCCGCGUCGCCUCCUCCGUGGGGCCCCCGCCCCCGCCGCUCCCCGCCGGCAAGCCCCUGCCCCCCGCGCCCGACGGCAGCUCUUCGGGCCCUCAGAGGAUGGACCCCUCGGCCGUCCGCACAUAUUCCUGCUGAAGUUGCACCGGUGAGCAGCUCCCAGACGCGCCACGCGACCAAGGAUCCAGGGGAGCGGCGCGGCUUGCCGACGAAUCAGCGUAACGUCAAUCAACCGCCGACAUUUAAACACACACACGCACACGUUUCAAACGGGACAACAACAACAACAACAAAAACACGGUCGAAUUAAUCGGCACUUCGUUUUAUUUACUUUUGGUUGGAUGGCGGUGGGGAAGAGCAGGAAAUGAAGAGGGUGGCGGUGGGAGCGGUGAGAAAACGAAAGAAGAGAUGGAGGAGGAAUGAAAGGGAGCAGCGUGGGAAGGGGGACAGAGAGAGACUCUGUGGUGGCCAGGAAGUUGGGGAGGGGAAAGAAUGAGAACACGGGUGAAGGAACAAGAGGGAGAAAAGUGGCGAAGGCGGCGGAGGGGGACGUGAAAUCGACGAGAAGAUGAGGGCGGUGGGGGGUUGGUGGCGGGACGCGGUGUAGCCAGAGACGUGGACAGCAUCGAUGGAGGAUAUAGGAUGGGGGGGAGGAGGCCAGGAGGAGGCUCUCGAGUCGCAGACGUGGAGUCCGGCACCUGCUGAGAUAUCCUGGGUUCCAAUCCAGGUCUCGGCCACUGCCUGCCGUUAAUCCGGGUUCGCAAGUGCGGCAGGUUGACUGGCCUCAGCUCGCUCGCUCGCCGAUGAAUGUCAAACAAAAAAUGUUGAAUCCGCAUCGCUUCAAUUGGGCAAAUGCUCUGAGAAUUAUACUUUUUUUUAUUUUUGGUUCGGCACGGCGUUGAACACCCCUGACAGCGCGGCGUGUGGGAAAAGUGGAUGAGAGGUCACUUGAUCGAUGGACCUCAGAAGUAGGUCCAUCGAUAUCGCCCUUCCGCGGGCCGCUCUGUGACGCGCGGAGCGAUGCGCCCGCUCUGCGGAGGUUUGCGAAUGUAUUCUUCGUCGCGCGGCGCCGAUGGCACAACCGGGAUAACAUUCAGAAAAAGAUACCAAAAUUAACAAUCUGAAAUUUACGUAGAGGCGGUGGUAAAUGAUGACUCGCAGCAGACGCAUGGAAAAGGUGACGAAAACGAAGGCACCUUGCUUUGAUAAUGAUUCAGAGCGGUCGGUAUUCACGCCGCCGUUCUUACAGCACAAGGCUCUCGCGAAGGCGCUGUGAUUCUCGGGCAGAGUUUCACGGCAAGAGAGCGGUGCCGCCGUGUGUGUGCGUGCGUGGCAUUCGUUCGUGUGCGUAGUCUCAAACGAGUCGUUCGCGGGUGACUUUUCAAAUUGUUGUUAAAUUUGGCCCGUGACGCCGAGCACACGACGGCCUACUCUCUUCGGAACGAUGCCGCGGGGAUCUUUUAACGGCCGCUGUGAGUGCAGCAGGUGGCGCGUGUUUUUUUAUGUUUCUUUUUUUAUAAUUAGUAUUAGUAUGAUUAAAAAAAAAAAUUACGGUUCGCACGCCCGCAGCAAUAACCAGGGCGGCCUGUCGGACGCAAGCCGCGAGCCUCCGCUAACGAGCGGCGAACGGCGCCGCCGCUGGGCCCAGGCCGAUGGGUUUCGUGAAAUCGAGGAAGACGCGGAGGGAACGGGCGGCGGAGGAGAUGCCGGGAAGGCGGAAGGGGCCAGGGAGGAGAAGAUGAUAGUAGGAAGUUGAAGAGGAACGUCCAGGAACUGGAGUUGGACGUUGAGAGAAAGGAGGGAGGACAAAGAGAAGGCGGACGAGGAUGUUGAGGAGGCCAUGGAGCAAGCUGUUGGGAGGACACACGGAAGGUUCUGCGGGAGCUGCGGACGGCGACGUGACGCGGAGAAUGCGGAGGGGAGACUUUACACCGUCGGUCAAACAGUAAUCCGGAGGGGAAGUUUGUGGCUCAUCCUAAGGAAAGGGAGGGGAGCGGGUUUCUCCUACAGGCAAACGUGGCGGUUCGCCGAAACGCCUCGAGGUUCGGACGUCGUCAUCCGCCGUUACGUUUCGGAGCCGGCGCCACUCUCGUAGCGCAGGGCUAAUCGCGAAGAAGGCGCCGCGUCUCACGGACGGGUAUAUCCUUGCGGUUGUUCGGCAUUCGGGGGGCGAUGUCGCGACGACGACGAUGUCGCGGUGUGGCUCCUGCCCCGCCCUCCCCCCAGCCCCGUUGUGAAAGCACCAACGGGGCUGUCGUUUUACAGAUUUCGCCAAAAGCGGUUGGAACCGUGACGCCGGCAAAACCACGUGGCCCACUCACGGGAUCCGUGAAGUCCCGCUGUCAAGCAGGCGGCGCUUAGUUGUUUUCCGGUUCACGAUAUGCGCGCCCCGCGAGUACUAACCGGGGCGGCCGCCGGGCUCGCGCCGCGAGUACUAACCGGGGCGGCCGCUGGGCUCGCACCGCGAGCCUCUGUGACAACAAAGCGGCGAUGCGCGCUACCGCUCGGCCGCAUCACCUUCCACCCCCCCCCCCACUGCCCCUCCGAAAGCGGUCAAAUUUCACCGCUCAAAUGAUACGUGGGAGAUGACGCACAACAUGGCACGCGUGUAAGAAAUGUUCACGCCAAUUUGAGUGCACAAAGCAACAAAGGAGACGGGGAAGGAAAUAAAAGCGAGAAACGACACACGUGACGUAACUCGACACGAGACGAGGAGGAAUCCCAACAAGUGAGGGGAACAUUUGUUUUGAGACGGAGCUGAGAAGAGACAAACAGCACAAAUGAUUCGACCGGAGUGCAGACGCAAGAGACGAUACGAGACGGUGCAAACAGGAAAGUGUGUAAACCAGACCUAAAAAAUAUCAACGUAUACAAAUUACUCGCGCAAGACGACACGGGCAACACAAAUGGAGGCGGCUGACGUGAACGAGAGACAAAGCCAACAAGCCAAACAGCGCAAACGAGAUCGAACAAACGGGAUCGUGGGAGUGAGACCGAACAAAGUACAGCACGUGAGACAAUUAACAUCGAGCCAGGUACAAUCAGGACAGACAAUGAGACAGACAAUA
Molecule: messenger RNA, 8436 nt
Organism: Petromyzon marinus (sea lamprey)
Lineage: Eukaryota; Metazoa; Chordata; Hyperoartia; Petromyzontiformes; Petromyzontidae
Source: RefSeq, a predicted model, not a curated record